AUGCCUUUGGAUCCUGAACAAUGGUUUCAUCUGCGAUCGAUGGAAAGUGAUAUAGAGUUAAAGUUCUUGCAGUUUGGGAUGGCCAUGGCCCGGUCCCUAAAGUCAAUUGCGGAUGAAGGCUGGGAGAAGGUCAAAGGGGGUAAACCAAAAAAUCACAUUGACAAUAUUGGUGGUGGUCGCAAUGCUUCCAAGUUUGCGGGCCACCUUGAGACCCUUAUACUCGUGAGAGCAGUAGAUAUCACAGCUGGUUUUCUUCGCCUGCCUACAAGGUCUUACUAUCCAAGCUUCCAGAAGUCAAUAAGUCUUGACAAGCGUCAAAUGGGGAAACUAGCCGAAAUUCAGACUUCCCUUCGCAUGUAUAAGGAACGCGCAUCAACGCCACUUCCUCCCUUGGCUCCGGGGGCCUCCUUUAUGCAGGAGAUCUUGCAUGGCGAUCACAGUGGAGUUGAGCAAACGACACAUUGGCAAAGGUUUAUCAAUGAGAAUUUUAAUCACCCUGACAUCCAAACGAUUAUGGGCAAUGAAGAGACAUUGAAGAAAUUUAAGCAGAGCCUUCCUCGUUGGAAGCAAAGCUUUGCAAAUGCCAUGGCAAUCUCUCCUCUUCUGCUUAUUAUGGGACAAGGCAUGGGUCAGACAUUAAAUACGUCCCUUGCUUUGCAAGUCGGUGGAAGGCUGUCUUCGAUUGGAAAACCAGACCUCAUCGUACGAGUUGAGGAACUCCUUUGGCAUUGCAUUAUUGGUAUCGCUUGGGGUUCUUGGAUGAGCAAGGUUGGAUUAAUGGACUUUCUCGAAGCAAUCAGUCCACUAAUCAACAAUAUGAAACCUUUGAGGGAGAAGCAAUCAGGUGCCACGCCUUGGGAUGAAUUUGAUGGGGAGGAUACGUGGUUCAAGCGUGCUAUUCACUUUAUCCAGCAGAAUGAUGUCGCAGGUUUGGGUGCGAGGGAGCUUGAUGAUCGAAUCACCAUUCAUGGUUGGAAUGAUUGCAUUGUUAAUGACAAGACAGGUAGUCCCUGGUACAAGCCUGACACAGGAAAGGGCUUGGAAGAAUCAAUGAUCGUGACUCUGAGCUUUUCCAAUGCAAUGAAGAAUCCUAUGGCGACCCUGGAGACCUUCUGUAACUACCACAUAUUCCUUUAUGGCACAAAGACUUCACCUCUCACCUGGUCAUUGAAUGACCUAUCUAAGACAAAGGACUAUCUUCACGUCAAUCUUUCCUUAUGCGAAAUAUAUGAGGAAGGCCUGGAAGAUGAAGGACGUGUUUUAAACGCACUCUCUCUGCCCUGCAGCACUUCUGAAACUGGACACCCUCUACAAUUGAUUGUAUCAAGCCACAUCAGAGCCUUUGAGCAGACAUCUGACCUUCCAGAAGAUAUCUUCGACACCAGUUAUCCAAUCUCAGCAACAAAUUUCUGGUUAGUCGUGAUGAAAGGAGUGAUCAGUUAUAUUCAUUCUGAUUGUCAUGGUGUUGGUACCUUCGUGGAAGUUCUUUGUGGGCGGAAGUUGUGGUACGUGUUUCAGCAUCAUGGGAGUCGAAGACAAGACAGUCGUAUAGAUGAGUAUAUGGGUGAUUGGGCGCCUGGAUUUAUUCUGGAUCCUAGGGAAUGGGAGGCCAAAGUUGUUUUGCUGGAACCCGGCUCUGCCUUUUAUAUGUGUCCAGAUACUCAUCAUGCUGUUCUGACGCUCGAGAACUGCAUUGUGAGGGGCGGUCAUUUCUAUUCCACCGUUACCCUUUCGAAAACCGUCUCGGGCUGGGUUCAUACAUGUAUGCUUGGGUACAGGAUCAUCAAUGUUGUACACCCGGAGCUUCAUCAGCUCCUCCUUUGUAUGAUGUGUUACUUUCACACCGUUAUUGGUGAGAAAGGUCCUGAAACUCAAGACACAGAUAUUCCCAGUAUAACAAGAGACGGACUGCUCGAACUCAUUGCGUUGGGAAAUCUGUGUAUAUUCGGAUCAGCCUUACUUCCUUGCAUCCUGCCAGACUCUGCCGAUGCCAUGAGGCCCGCAAUCACCAUGGCCAUAGGUGCCUACAUAUCCAUAAUCCGGUGUCUGCGGGUGGAUUUUGGUUUAGUUUUCCUUGCAGAAAAUAAUGCCGUUGAGCCCUCCAUCAAUUCCACCAUCCUUGUUGACGACAAAUUAAGCAUCUAUGCUUGGCCCAUAUUUUUGGUUCGCAAGAAAGUUGACCUCCUUGAUCCGGGUGCCUAUUUUGACUGGAAUACAGCCACUGAUUUUGAUUGCUCUGACAUUGAAGAUGAUAUAGAUGAUAGUGAUGGAGAUGACCGUGAAUUAGGAAAGAAAGAGGAUGGCCGCGAGAAAGAGGAUGGCCACGGCAGAGAUGACAGUUGGUCAAAGGACGAUGACAGUUGGUCAAAGGACGAUGAUACAGAGAAAAAGAAGGAUGCUCCUGAGGAGCUUCAGGAAUCUGACGUCGAGUCAGAACCAAUGUCAGGUGAGGAUGAAUCUAUGCACUCGGAGUACAUGCCAAGCAAGUCCGUUCUAUAA
Desarmillaria tabescens is the source of this 2499-nucleotide messenger RNA. RefSeq lists its product as uncharacterized. Bases 1 to 2499 code for a protein of 832 amino acids. The transcript has 12 exons. Lineage: Eukaryota; Fungi; Basidiomycota; Agaricomycetes; Agaricales; Physalacriaceae. The record is from RefSeq and is a predicted model, not a curated record.